AUGCACUCUAACCGAAUACAGUAAUUUUGUGAGAAUUCGCACUCAUGCACAUGUACUUCUCUGAAAAUUGCCGUUCGGGGAUAAACAGUUACUCGGCAAGUGAUUCGAUAGAUAGAACAGUAUCGUAUAUUUAUAUGCUAGCUACUGGCUUCGACUUCUUUGUUUCAUUUCGCUUCCUUCUCUCAUCGUCAAGUACACAAAAAUGACUUCUAAAGACGGCUUUUCUUGGACCAAGGCGGACGGUCUGCGCCCUGGUGUCCCUUGCAUUGGUGUAAUCGAACCACCCACCAAUUACCAUGACACGAACAGCAAGUUUGAUGUAAUCGUUGUCGGUGCAGGAUACAGCGGGCUCACCGCAGCACGCGAUGCUAGUGUCGCAGGUAUGUGGCGGGGAUCUGACUAUGUACGACGUAGUCUAACCAUUAUUUAGGCCUCAAAGUCUUGCUCCUUGAAGCACGAGACCGCAUUGGUGGCCGCUCCUGGUCUUCUAAUAUUGAAGGAUACCCAUAUGAGAUGGGCGGCACAUGGGUAUACUGGGGCCAGGCUAUUGUGUGGCGCGAGAUUGCUCGCUACGGUAUGCAGGACGAACUCGAAAUUUCUUACGACUUCUCAAGAGGAAUUAAUAAGUUUUUACUUGCCUCCACGGAUAAGACGCAGAGUUUCACUCAUGAAGAAGAGGACGCUCUGAUUACCUCCGCCAUCUCCAAAUUUGUCAACGUUGAUGGUGAGCAUGGCCGCAAAGCAAUUCCAUUCCCACACAGCACCAAACUCAACGAGCUGGAGGAGAAGUACGACUGUAUGUCAGUGGCCGAUCGUCUAAAGGAAAUCGAGCAUGAUUUGACGCCGAAUGAGAGACUCUGCGUCGAAGGUUGGGUGCUGCUUUGCAGCGGAGCCACGCUAGAAACAACCAGCUUUUAUGAAUUUCUUCACUGGUGGGCGCUAAGUGGCUACAGCUAUGAGGGCUGCAUCAACCAUCUCGUCAGGUACAAGUUCCGCGGAGGCCAGUCAUCCUUCGCAAUCCGGUUCUUCAACGAGGCAUUGGCGUCUGGAAAUCUAACAUAUGUCUUCAACGAGCCUAUUUGUGCCAUUUCGGAUGAGGCAGGUAGCGGUGUUCAUGUGACGACGGAGAGUGGUAAGACGUUUGUUGCAGCGAAGAUGAUUAGUUGCAUGCCGUUGAACGUGUUGAACGACAUAACAUUUUCACCGCCCCUGCCCGAGGGAAAGCAACAAGCUGCAAAAAUCGGCCACGUCAAUCAAACAGUUAAAGUACACGCCGAAAUAAGCGACAGAGACCUCCGAUCGUUCACAGGCAUCAGCUAUCCGCACAAUGGACUCAUAUUUGGCUUCGGCGAUGGCGAGACACCUGUUGGAAACACUCAUGUCGUGGCGUUUGGUGGCAAGCACAAUCAUUUUCACCCCGAGGAUGACAUCAAUCACACUAUGGAGUGCUUCAAGCGGUUUGUUCCCAUGGACAUCAAGCGAGUGGUUAGUAUUGAGUGAAGGUUCCACCCAAUCUAGCUCCCCGACUCUAACCAUUGAAAAGGUCUUCCAUAACUGGUCGAGAGACAGGUUUGCAAAAGGAGCUUGGUUCUUCUCUGGUCCCAAGUUACUCUCUGAUCACUUGCAGGAUAUGCGAGGACGCCAUGGAAACAUCUUUUUCGCUUGCUCAGAUUGGGCCACAGGUUGGCGAAGCUUCAUAGAUGGAGCUAUUGAAGAAGGCACCAGAGCAGCUGUGGCGGUUCGGGCUGAUUUGGCGGGUUCGGAAAAAAUAUAGUUUCCGUCUAUUGAUUGUCUGAGACUAAAGGUUAAUCGGCUAAGUUGCAUCAAUUUGUAUGUAGUAUAACAUAACUAAAUUUUGCAAACAGCUUCGCAUUACAUUAUAAGGACGGGGCGUUGUCGUGUUACAACAUCUAUCCAGUGCUGGGAGCUGUCUGUCUCCCAGAUAUGCUUGAGUGUUUCUAGAGCAAUAGGAAUGCUUCCAAACCGAGUGCACUGAUAGAGAUCUUUCAAGCGACUGUAGAAGAACUCUCGAUGUACUGGUAGAACACUCUCCGCUGCAGCGACAAAGCAAGUCCAGACGAGCGCAUGCCGCCCUUCUGCCUCCGGUUCAAUGUUUGCCAGGAUUUGACGAAGGCUCUCCACUGAUGCUAUAGACACAUCGCAAGAGACAGUAUUUUGGACACGAUUGCGAUAUAUCUGGCAAGCUUGUCGAGUGGCAUCCUUUAUCCUGACGAUGGUAGGGUAGAUUUCUGACUCUUCGAUAAGUGGUGGAAUGGAUACCAUGAAAUCGAGGUAAUAUUCUGGAUGUUGGCGCAAUGUCUCCAAGCCUUUUGACCUACUAGACAAUGGAAACCCAAAGAACUCAAACCUGAAUAAAGACUUGUUAGCGCGGUG
Messenger RNA from [Torrubiella] hemipterigena, 2394 nucleotides. The record is from the annotation of a GenBank genome assembly. NCBI's taxonomy places the organism in Eukaryota, Fungi, Ascomycota, Sordariomycetes, Hypocreales, Clavicipitaceae.